Molecule: messenger RNA, 1527 nt
Organism: Sinocyclocheilus anshuiensis
Lineage: Eukaryota; Metazoa; Chordata; Actinopteri; Cypriniformes; Cyprinidae
Product: ATP-binding cassette sub-family G member 2-like
Exons: 13
Coding region: 1-1512 (503 amino acids)
Biological process (GO): transmembrane transport
Cellular component (GO): plasma membrane
Molecular function (GO): efflux transmembrane transporter activity; ATP hydrolysis activity; riboflavin transmembrane transporter activity
Source: RefSeq, a predicted model, not a curated record
AUGGCGUUUCUGGACGUUCUGGCCGCUCGUAAGGAUCCUGCAGGUCUUUCUGGAGAGGUUCUUAUAGACGGAGCUCCACAACCUCCAAACUUCAAAUGUCUGUCUGGAUAUGUAGUGCAGGAUGACGUGGUCAUGGGGACGCUGACCGUUCGUGAGAAUCUGUGUUUCUCAGCGGCUUUAAGGCUCCCGAAGUCGAUCUGUCAGCUAGAAAAAGAUGAGAAGGUUGAGAGACUAAUUCAGGAGCUGGGAUUGAGCAAAGUGGCCGAUUCACGGGUGGGCACGCAGCUGAUUCGUGGUGUAUCGGGUGGAGAGAGGAAGAGGACGAGCAUCGGCAUGGAGCUGAUCUUUGAUCCUCCGGUGCUUUUCCUGGACGAACCGACCACCGGCCUGGACGCCAGUACAGCCAACUCUGUCCUCAUGCUGCUCAAGAGAAUGGUGAACAGCGGUCGCACCAUCAUCCUGUCCAUCCAUCAGCCGCGGUACUCUAUCUACCAACUGGACGAGGAGCAGCUGAGUUCGUCUCUGAAGGGCAUCGAGGACCGUUUGGUGGAAGAAUACAAGAACAGCACCAGCUACAAACAGACCAAAAGCGAGCUGGAGCGAAUCGUUCAGGGACAGGAGUACAGCACACGACCCAAAUCCAGAACCAUCACCUACAGCACGUCCUCCUGCCACCAGUUCAACUGGGUCCUCAGGAGAACCUUCAGGAACCUAAUGCUGAACCCACAGACCUCAUUCGCUCAGAUGGGGGUGAUGAUUUUACUGGCUCUGGUUGUUGGAGCCAUAUUUUUUGGAGUGAAGAAGAAUUCGAGCGGCAUUCAGAACAGGAUGGGCGCGCUCUUCUUCAUCACCACCAAUCAGUGCUUUAGUUCUAUUUCCUCAGCUGAACUCUUCAUCACUGAGAGGAAACUAUUUGUGCACGAGUACAUCAGCGGAUACUACAGAGUCUCGGUGUACUUCUUGUCUAAGAUCCUGUCUGACGUCCUGACUCUGCGCACCAUCCCGGCCAUCAUCUUCAGCUGCGUGGUGUACUGGAUGAUCGGUCUGAAGUCAACGGCCGAGGCCUUCUUCAUCUUCCUGUUCUCUAUCGUUCUGGUGUCGUACACAGCCACGUCCAUGACUCUGGCCAUCUCCGCUGAUCAGACGGUGGUGGCCAUCGCUAACAUCGUCAUUAACAUGAUAUUUGUGUUCAUGAUGAUCUUCUCGGGGCUGCUGGUGAACCUCCCCAGUGUGGCUGACUGGUUGAACUGGUUGAAGUAUCUCAGUAUUCCUCAUUACGGUCUUGUUGCUGUGGAAAUCAAUGAGUUCAUUGGCCUCACCCUGUGUGACAUGAGGAACACAAGUGGCCUAGAAAUACAAGUCUGUUCAACAGGCAAGGACUUUCUGAGCGAACAGGGCAUCGACUACUCAACUUGGGGUUUGUGGCAGAAUCAUUUGGCUCUGGGAAUCAUGACUCUCAUCUUCCUCAUCAUCGCUUACCUCAAGCUGCGCUUUAUCAAGAAAUUCACCUAAACACAGGCUCAUGCU